UCUGAGUGCAUUGAGAUGCCUGCAGGCUCGCUCCAGCUUGAGACGUGCAGCUAGAGGUGUGUAUAUAUAGAGAGGGAGGGACCCUUUUGUCUCCUUCCCCCUGCAAAGAGGCUCUGGGAGCGCGGGUCGAAGAGAGGAGGCAGCGGCGGGACAGAUGUGAGGCCCUGUCAGACUCGCACGUUCCCCAUCGCAUUACGUGAGCAAACAGCGGCGGAGCAGCCCGCCAGGCGGGCUUGUGUAACUUUGCAAAUGUGCCAGAAAGUUUAAAAUCCCUGAGCCCUCCUCCUCCCGCCUCCAGUCCAGACCCCAGAGAAAGCCGGAGGACGAUGAGAGGCGGGUUGUUUGCUGCUGCUGCUGCUGUUCAGAGCCGUGCCCUGUAAACACCCCGGGAGCGGACAAGCUCCCUCCUUUCGGAAGGUCUCUGCGUCCCCGGCCCGCCGGCGGGGAUUGAGCCUGGCUGCGGCCAGCGGCGUUUGGCGAGCGACCUUCGCGCCCGUCCGGGGCCACUGAAGCGGGGAAGAUGCACGUGGCGCUGCCAGCGGCUUUGCUCGCCCCGCUGCAGGUGUGGGUGUACCUGAGCUGCGCCUGGCCCGCCGGCUGCCAGCCGCCGCCGCGCCGCAACCCACCGGCGCCCGCCGCCUGGAGGCAGAGGAUUCAGUGGGAGAACAACGGGCAGGUGUACAGCCUGCUGAGCCUGGCCUCCCAGUACCAGCCGCCCCGGCGCCGGCAGGCAGCGGCCGCGGGCAGCCCCAUCCUGCUGCUCCGAAACAACGCCACCGCCCCGCGGGGGGCUGCUGCUGCUGCUGCUCCAGCCAGCGUUGCCCAGCCGCCGGCCGGGGCCGCCAGCAGGGGCUCGGGGGCUCGCCACUGGUUUCAAGCCGGCUACCAGCCGCCCCCCGGCGGCACCGCAGGGCAGAGGAGCCAGGGAGCCACGAGCGGUUCAGCCAGGAGCCCUCCCCAGGGGGCGUCUCAGCCCAGCGCCCCCCACAGCUCAGGCGUCGGGCCCAGGAGGGGCAACAGCACCAGCCCCGGCAGCCCCCCGCCCCUGAGCAAUCUGAGAGCCGGUCGGGAAGAUGCCAUGGUAGGAGACGAUCCCUACAACCCCUACAAGUACACGGACGACAACCCCUAUUACAACUACUACGACACCUACGAGAGACCCCGCCAGGGCAGCAGGUACAGACCCGGCUAUGGCACCGGCUACUUCCAGUAUGGUCUCCCUGACUUAGUCGCGGAUCCCUAUUACAUCCAGGCAUCCACAUAUGUCCAAAGGGUGUCCAUGUACAGCCUGAGAUGUGCUGCUGAGGAGAACUGUCUGGCAAGUUCAGCUUACAGGUCAGAUGUCAGAGAUUAUGAUACUCGAGUGCUUCUGAGAUUCCCCCAAAGAGUGAAAAAUCAAGGCACAUCAGACUUCCUACCAAGCAGACCCCGAUAUUCAUGGGAGUGGCACAGCUGUCACCAACAUUACCACAGCAUGGACGAAUUCAGCCACUAUGACUUGCUGGAAGCAGGCUCACAUCGGAGAGUUGCUGAAGGGCACAAAGCAAGUUUUUGUCUUGAAGAUACCUCCUGUGAUUAUGGAUACUAUAGAAGAUAUGCAUGUACAGCACAUACACAGGGACUAAGCCCUGGCUGUUAUGACACCUACAAUGCUGACAUAGAUUGCCAGUGGAUUGAUAUUACAGAUGUAAAACCUGGAAACUACAUACUGAAGGUUAGUGUAAAUCCCAGCUAUUUGGUACCAGAGUCUGAUUACUCCAACAAUGUAGUACGCUGCGAUAUCCGCUAUACAGGCCAUCAUGCAUACGCCUCUGGCUGCACAAUUUCACCAUACUAAGAUGCAAGAAAAUGGAUGAGUCAGUGCCCACUGUUUUGUACUGUAAUAUCAUUAUAUAAACUUCAGUAGAAUAUGAACACUUUACAAAAAGCAAAAAAAUUCAACACAAACUUUUAUGUUGUUUUGAAGCAUAAUGGCUGCUUCAUAAAAUGUGUAACUGGAUUUUUAGCACUCAAAUUGUCACUUAAAAAAACUAUUGCAACGUGUGGGAUUGGUGAUUUAUGUACAGAUUUUCAAAUUCUAAAGGAAAUUAACUCAUUCACAGAAAAAUAAGUUUUUUGUGUUUUGUUUUGUUUUAAACUCCACUGGAAAUCAGAGUGUAGAUAACAGCAGAGUUUGGUCAGUACACUCUCUGUGAAUGAGCUGUAAUCUCUUUAAAAGGUAGCAAAAACGUAUAAUACUACAUAAAAUGCAGUAAGUAGUAGUAGUAAUGCUGGCUAGCUCAAUGAAUGCCAGAUCAAAGACGAACUUGGGAGUGAUGCUCCUGCCAUUACAGUAAAACUAAUUGGAUACAUUGGAUGCAGACGAGAAAAGUAUCCCUGGUUUUCAAGGAAUAUUAACAUAUAGCAGAAAAAUUUUCAUGUAUGCAUUAGUUACAUCCCAUAUACGAAAUUUAUGUUUAUUUUACAUUUUUAAUGUAUUAGUAGGUAAACCAUUUUCUCAAGCCAAAUGCAUACUGGGGCUUUGGCCAUAAGCCUGUUUUACUUUUGGAAUAGAAUUAAAGAACUUAGCCACUUUUCUGUGUGAAUAGAGAUUUUCAAAAUGGGGCUCUUAAAAGGAUCUACCAUUAAUUCAAUGGGAGUAAAAUGAACUAGGAUGAACACCUGUCCAGCAGAAACAAGGCUUCUGAAAGCGACACUGGAUAGUCCCUAAUUAUUAGCAGUGGGGGGGGAAAAAAAAAAAAAGCAUGAAUUGAACAGGCCAACCAA
Molecule: messenger RNA, 2766 nt
Organism: Trachemys scripta elegans
Lineage: Eukaryota; Metazoa; Chordata; Testudines; Emydidae
Gene: LOX
Product: lysyl oxidase
Exons: 7
Coding region: 521-1837 (438 amino acids)
Biological process (GO): peptidyl-lysine oxidation
Molecular function (GO): protein binding; copper ion binding; protein-lysine 6-oxidase activity
Source: RefSeq, a predicted model, not a curated record